Messenger RNA from Syngnathus typhle (broad-nosed pipefish), 3938 nucleotides. It is a transcript of the gene tent4b, whose product is annotated as terminal nucleotidyltransferase 4B. Gene Ontology annotation, molecular function: poly(A) RNA polymerase activity; mRNA binding. Gene Ontology annotation, cellular component: TRAMP complex; nucleolus. Gene Ontology annotation, biological process: RNA 3'-end processing. The record is from RefSeq and is a predicted model, not a curated record. NCBI's taxonomy places the organism in Eukaryota, Metazoa, Chordata, Actinopteri, Syngnathiformes, Syngnathidae. The transcript has 12 exons. Bases 332 to 2284 code for a protein of 650 amino acids.
AGCUCCGCCAUUGAGGGAGUUACGAUUCCGAGGGAAGGGUCAGGGAGAGAGAGAGAGGAGAACCUCCAUCGGUACGGCACGGUCUCGUGUUCCCCCGUGGGCUUCUAAAGGGGUUAACAACCGUAGCAGGCGUCGGUAACAGUCUACGGAUACUCUCGCCGCUUUUCUGUGCUCGAUUGUCGUAUGUGUUUCGUCGCCUUCGAGGGACAAAAUUGGAAGAAGUAACGGGGGGCAAAGCUAGGCGAGCUAACGCUAGCUUGGCUAGCUGUUCACGGGAGGGUGGUGAGGAGGGGAGGGGAGGGGUGGGGGGGUUCUUGCCUACUCUCGUUUGAUGGAUCCGCGAAUCGCCUGGUUCCAACCAGAACAACGCGGACCUGCCAACAACCUGUGGAUGCAGAUCUGGGAGACGACGCAAGGGCUCGGCUACCUGCACGUCAACAACAGUUUCGGCAUCCUGAAAGCGAGCCUCAGCACGCCGUCGGGAGCCGUCCUUCUCACCGCUGGAACCGGGACAUCCGAGUCGACCAUGACUAGUCCCACAGGGGACGGCGAGCUCGUAGAUCAGCGGGACUUUUUGCCGCUGGAGUCCGGCAACCGCAACCAUCGGGCGGCCACGCCGAGCAACAGGGGCCCGGCGGACGGGCACCCGAAUAAGAGGAAACGGGACAACAAGGCGAGCACUUUCGGAUUCAACUCCAGCCUUUUGAACGGUGGAUCCGGCACGGAGGGCCGCGACGUGUACGCGGGCACCCCGUGGAAAAGCAGGAACUACUCGGAAGGGAUCGUGGGGUUACACGAAGAGAUCCGAGACUUCUACGCGUACAUUUCUCCACGGCCGGAGGAGGAGAAGAUGAGGCUGGAGGUGGUCGACAGAAUUAAAGGCGUCAUUCACAACCUUUGGCCAAGCGCUGAGGUGCAAGUUUUUGGAAGCUUCAGCACGGGCCUCUAUUUGCCAACAAGUGACAUCGACUUGGUGGUAUUCGGGAAGUGGGAAACGCUCCCCCUGUGGACACUGGAAGAAGCUCUUCGCAAGAGGAACGUGGCCGACAAGAACUCCAUCAAAGUUCUGGACAAAGCCACGGUGCCCAUCAUCAAACUGACCGACUCCUUCACGGAGGUCAAGGUGGACAUCAGCUUCAACGUGGAGAGCGGCGUCAAAGCGGCAUGCCUCAUCAAGGAAUUCAAAGAGAAAUACCCCGUGCUGCCUUACCUGGUCUUGGUGCUCAAGCAGUUCCUCCUACAGAGGGACCUCAACGAGGUUUUCACCGGCGGGAUCGGGUCCUACAGCCUCUUCCUCAUGGCCGUCAGCUUCCUGCAGCUUCACUACAGGGAAGACGUUUGCAGCCCCAACAUCAACUUUGGCGUGCUGCUCAUCGAGUUCUUUGAGCUCUACGGGCGCCAUUUCAACUACCUAAAAACGGGCAUCCGGAUAAAGGACGGCGGCUGCUACGUGGCCAAAGAUGAAGUUCAGAAGAACAUGAUGGACGGUUACAGGCCCUCCAUGCUCUACAUCGAGGACCCGCUGCAGCCAGACAACGACGUUGGCCGCAGCUCCUACGGCGCCAUGCAGGUGAAGCAAGCGUUUGACUACGCCUACGUGGUGCUCAGCCACGCCGUGUCGCCCAUCGCCAAGCACUACCCCAACAAUGACACCGAGAGCAUACUCGGCCGAAUCAUCCGCGUGACUCAGGAGGUGGACGAGUACAGGGAGUGGAUUCGGAACAACUGGGGAAGCCCAUCCCAGAAGGACCUGCCGCUCAACCGAAAUGACGUGACGCUGUUCGAGUCGCAACAGCUGGAUCAGUGCAACAACAACGUUCCGGAAGAGGAGGACGACGAGGAUGACGACGACGUCGUCGUGAUCCUGCCGACGAGGAGCAAAACCUCGUCGUCCAACUCGUCGUCGUCGCCGUCUCCUUCCCUGCACUCGUCGCCGUCCUCAUCCCCGCUUUCGCCCUCGACCACAUCCUCCAGUUCCAGCGACGGGGAUUCGGACGGUACGCCGUGCAAGACAGCCAAGCAACAAUCGGGUCGUGCUACCAGUGCCCACAGAGAAAAGUCGGCCGUGGUGACCAAUCACCGGAUGCAGAACCGCACGACCAGCACUCCACCCGCAAGCAACAAGGGAGGAAAGGCCCGCUCUCAGCACAAGGGCGGCCAGCAGAGCUCCUCCCGCUCCUCCGGAAACAGCAAAAAUCACCCAAGCAACCGGCCGCACCACCACGGCAACGGCAAGAAGAGGAAAAAUGUGCGGGACUCUGCGCCAGAGGAGCUUUGCAGAUAAGGAAGUAGCCUUGGUCCCUCCACCCUAAAUGACUCUUUAAAGGAGAAAAAAAAAGGAGAACAACGACCAGUUUUCCCUGCAAGCCAGCAGCCUUUUGUUCUAUUCGCCUCUAGCGCCACCUGAUGUACAGGAGAAGAAUAUUCUCUUGGAGCAAUAUGCCACAGACUUCCGCUGUUGGGGGGGGGGAAAUGUUUCUAUAAAAAAGGAAAAAAUAAUAGUGGAAAUGGCUUCAAAUGUACAAAAAAAAAGAUUUUUUUUAAAAUGACCGCGUUGAGGUGUAACUUAUGCAUGAUUUUUUUCGAUGAUUUUUGUUAUGUCGGAACAGGUCUUAGGAAAAUUUCUAGGAAAAAAAAAAACACUAAAAAGAAAAAAACAAUUCUUUCAUAGGAUGAUCUUUUUACAAAAAAAAACACCCACUGCUUAUUUUUUCUUUCACGGGUGUCUCGUUGCCAUGCCAACAUGACCAAUCAUCAUCAUCAUCAUCAGCAUCCUUCUUUUUACUGUCGGUGUUAAUGUUGACCUUUACGGUAAUCGCACGUGUCCAUAUUUGUCAGGGUUUCUCCAACCUUUUCCACACAAACCUACUGAAAAUUCAACACAUGCUGUACAUAUACUAAAAAUACUAAGCAACAAAUAAAAAUGGACGAUCAAUUAAAAGACGUUCCUCCAGCCCCGACACCGUUUGGGAAACCCUGGCUUGUCAGGUGGAGUCUAAGAAAACCCGCGAUUUUGAGAUAUAUAAACAUUAAAAACGUGUUAGCGAUACAAUUGUGGCGACAAACUUGUGUAUUUGUUAAAUAUAUUUAUUUUUUUAUGAAUUAUAUGAAGAUAGUAUAUGGAUAAAUAUAGAUCAUAUGAACCCUUCGAGGAGACUGUAUGUUUAGAUGCUGCGAUGUGGGAGCUUUAAUCAGGUACAACGACAACAAAUAUUCUUUCUUCCUAAUUAUGAUCAUUGGCAGUUGUGACCAAGGGUGAGAGACCAUUUUACGAGUCAUGAUUUUUAUGUGUGAUUUUAAUUUUUGGGUCUACUUGGGGGUGUUACCAUUUUUUUGGUGAUUCGUAACAAACUUUUCUUAAAGAUAAUAACAUAAAAAGAGCACAUGAGAAUUUAUUACUACAACAAAGACAACUGUUCUCAAAAAUUCAAGUAUUGUACUUAUAGACCCCUCAAAAUUGGGAAAACCUGGUUAGACCACAUCUUUUGUCAUUGCAGUACAUAGUCUAACCUGUAGGUGGUGCUAGUACCCCGCUGUGAAAACCCUUGCCUUGUACUGCAUUUAAAUGAUCAAAUUCACAUCUUAUCGAAACUGAAAAAUAGAUUGUUGUUUUUAAUACCCUGAUCACAGCCAGCAAAUACAGACCAUCUGUUAUUUCCAUUUUUUUUCCCAAGUCUUGGCAGCCAUUUUCAAUGCAAUACUAUGUUUAAAUGCAGUACCGAAACACUUGUGUUACGGAAAAUAAGGACAUGGACAUGUGAUUAUAUUGAUAGUUUGGAGGGGGUUGAUCAUGGAAAGUUAAAGGGUUGUAAAGAGUGAAAGUCUCGAAACAAACAGAAACCCUCUUGGACGUUGAAGAAAGUUCCCAUCUGUACUGACUGUAUCGUCUUUGCUGCUUUUCACCAGUUUCAUGCAAUAAAAUCAAACAACAACAAAAA